Chelonus insularis is the source of this 904-nucleotide messenger RNA. Its product is annotated as receptor expression-enhancing protein 5-like. The transcript is spliced from 4 exons. Lineage: Eukaryota; Metazoa; Arthropoda; Insecta; Hymenoptera; Braconidae. The record is from RefSeq and is a predicted model, not a curated record. Bases 140 to 685 code for a protein of 181 amino acids.
UUUAUUUCAAUUUUUCGUCGAGUGGUAUCGCUAGUAGUUUUCUUAAACUUUUGAAACAGUCAUCACAGAAAAAGUAAAGGAAGAAUCGCAGAAAUUUUACACUUAAAUUUUCCUUAUAAUUUCCUAAAUAUUACUCAGAAUGGCUCGAAUAGUUGCAAUGAAAGAUUCGUUAGAAAAAGCACUAAAAGAUGAAAGUAAGCCGUGGGCAAAAUUGUUUGCAACUGCAGAAGCAAAAACUGGCAUCGAUCGGCUAUAUAUUUUUUUAGGUUCCAUGGGACUUCUGGCACUAUAUCUUGUUGUAGGUAUAGGCCAACAGUUACUUUGUAACAUUAUUGGAUUCGUUUAUCCAGCGUAUUGUUCGAUGAAAGCACUAGAAUCGCCACGUAAAGAAGAUGAUACUAAAUGGUUAACCUAUUGGGUUGUAUUUGCAGUUUUCACUAUCAUUGAGUUUUUCUCUGAUUAUAUCGUGUGCUGGUUUCCUGUCUACUGGCUAUUCAAGUGUCUUCUGUACAUUUGGUUAAUGGCUCCUGUUGAAUACAAUGGAUCAACAGUCCUUUAUCAUCGUUUUAUAAGACCAAAAUUCAUUAAAUAUCAACCAGAACUUGAUAACUUAGUAUCGAAGGCUCGUGAAGCUGCUGUCAAAGCCACAUCCGAUGUUUUAUCAGAUUUCUCUAAAAAGGAUUGAUAAAAUCAUGCACGAAUAGUUAAUUUUUUUCUCUUUACAAUCGUCAAAUGAAAUUAUUUUUUAUUUGAUUAAAUAAUCAAAUUAAUUAAUUAACGUAUAAAUUUUUGAUCUAUUUUAUCUAUUAUAAAUUCUACUUGUUAUUACAAUAUGUUAUUUGUUUAUUGAAAUAAAUAUGCAAGUAUUGUGAUCAAUAAUUUCGUAAAACGAAAAUAAAAAUGC